This is a messenger RNA of Geodia barretti, 714 nucleotides long. The record is from the annotation of a GenBank genome assembly. Lineage: Eukaryota; Metazoa; Porifera; Demospongiae; Tetractinellida; Geodiidae.
AUGGGGGGCGGCUUGACCCGGUUUGGGAUGGCAUUAGUUAAAGAGAUGAACCGUUUAGGGAUGCUCGUGGAUGUUUCGCAUAUCAGCGAACGUGGAUUUUGGGAUGUUCUCGAAAUCUCGGAGCAUCCGGUCAUCGCGUCUCAUAGCAAUUGCAAGACCUUAUGCCGUCACUCACGGAACUUGAGCAAUGAACAACUGAAAGCCUUAGCGGCUAAUGGUGGUGUUGUGGGUAUCACCUUUGUCCCGGGGUUUAUUACUGUAGAUGGAUGGAAGAAAAUGCCACCCCUGGUGCAAUUGCUUAACCAUAUUGUCUACGCAAUCGACAUCGCUGGCAUCGAUUAUGUCGGCAUCGGUUCGGAUUUUGAUGGCGGCGGAGAUCUGCUCAAGGAUGCCAGUGAGUUCAUCAAAAUUGCGGAAGGGUUAAGCGAACGCGGCUAUUCUGAUGACGAUAUACGAAAAGUACUCGGUGAAAACCACCUACGCGUCUUUGAGCAGCGUGCGGAUAACACCUUAGCACUAUUCUGGUCAGGAGGCUUUCGUAAGGGCGCGAGAGACAGACUGCCAAACCUCAUCCACACCGAUGCCUUUCAUGCAGAUAUUGUCUUUGCACUUAUCCGUGAACUGCUUACAGGGACUACAGGGUACGGCGUGGCGGAUGGUUUGAUGCAAUGUUCCGAGCGGUUGAAAUCGGAUGUGAUUGCCGGGACCGAAUAG